GACUGUUCACCUCCGGACUCCUAGGGGGCAGCACUGCCCUGAUGAUGAGGCAGCAGGGCCUGCGGGGGGAACCGAUGGAAACCCCGCAGCCAGCGUUAGCAGCAGCCCCAGCGUUAGCAGCAGCCCCAGCGUUAGCAGCAGCCAACGUUAGCAGCCAGCGUUAGCAGCAGCCCCAGCGUUAGCAGCAGCCCCAGCGUUAGCAGCAGCCCCAGCGUUAGCAGCCAGCCUCAUCGGCUGUCCGAACUUUGUGAGACCGACUCGCUGAAGAAGCUUGUAAGGGGGGGGGGUAGGAGAUGGCUGGCGGGUGUGGAAAUGAAGAUCUCUUUGACAGUAUUCUCAUGGCGGAUGAAAGGUUCCGACGGGAGGGCUACCGGGAGGGAUUUGAGAAAGGGACCCGCCGAGGACUGCAGGAUGGCCGCAGACAUGGAGCCUCUCACGGGGCCAAGCUGUCCUCUGAGAUUUCCUUCUAUUAUGGGUUUGCCAUCACAUGGAAAUGUCUCCUCCAACAUAAUACAGAUGUCAAAUCAAGGAAGCGUGUGAAAGCGCUGGAGGCUGUCCUGGCUUUGAUCCAGAACUCCCCUCAUGAUGAUCCGCAGUCUGCUGAGCUACAGGAGGACAUGGAGAAACUUCGUGCCAAGUUCAGACAGGUGUGCUCUAUGCUGAGUGUCCCCACUGACUUCAAGGAUUACAUCAAGACUUCUGAAGGGACUUCUUUCUGAAUCUCCUGAGGAGGAGCAGCAGGAGGAGCAGCAGGAGGAGGAGCAGCAGGAGCAGCAGCAGCAGGAGGAGCAGCAGCAGCAGGAGGAGCAGCAGGAGGAGGAGCAGCAGGAGGAGCAGCAGGAGGAGGAGCA
Molecule: messenger RNA, 851 nt
Organism: Siniperca chuatsi (mandarin fish)
Lineage: Eukaryota; Metazoa; Chordata; Actinopteri; Centrarchiformes; Sinipercidae
Gene: lto1
Product: LTO1 maturation factor of ABCE1
Exons: 5
Coding region: 294-719 (141 amino acids)
Source: RefSeq, a predicted model, not a curated record